Ectocarpus siliculosus is the source of this 1580-nucleotide messenger RNA. The record is from the annotation of a GenBank genome assembly. Lineage: Eukaryota; Phaeophyceae; Ectocarpales; Ectocarpaceae.
GGGUGGAUUCGACCCCCAAUACUGAAUGCAGCGACCACAGAAUGCAGCGCACGGAUUCUGCCGAUGGUCAGGGACAAGGAGAUGGUUCAACGCCGACUGCUGUAGUAGCGGCAGGGUGUGAUGCCGGCGGUGUGGAGGCUGACUGGGAGAAACUUGAACAAACUGAACAAGAUUUUAUCGUCCCGGCCUCCCUGUUCGUCAUGUGCAAGACCGUGGUGGAGGACGACGGCGGCGGGCUAUUCCUGAACGGGACUCUCGUCCAAAGAGUCUUGGUGAAAAACGUUCCAACUAUUUCCUUCUCAGACGGCACCAUUGACGCUGCGACCCAUUCGAAGCUGGAAUCGUUGUUGUUCCCGAUCCACCUCAAGGGCCCACUCCCCGGCGGGGACAUCAAGCAUAGGACGCUUUACAUUGAUGACCCCCGUGAGCCCAGCGAUCAAGAGGCCGAAGCGCCAGGGACAGUUCAGUUAUGCGCACAGACACUGGACCUCAUCAGUGCUCCACUCGACGUUCGCCAACACUGGAACACGUUCCCUUGCCGGAUCCUGGAAGGAACCAUCGAGUUGGAGCUGCAGUCGAGCUUCCGGCAUGAAGAUUUUGGAUCCAAGAAGAUCCUAUUAUGUCCAGACCUCUUGCGCCCGGUGCUCGAUGACUUGUCGGGGAAGAAAUUGCAGGACCGAUUGGAGAACAUCAUCCGAAUCAAGCCCUCAAGUGGCCUCAGCCGGCUGCGUAGGCUGGCUUUCUUGAGAGAAGUACCGGUGGUCGAGCUCUGCUACGAGAUUCGGUUGAAGAAAGGAGUGAGACGGGCAGACGAUGAGGCUGGUCUUGACAACAAUUUGUUGAUCAGGUACCCUCAACUGACACUGAGGUUCUGGCUCUACGAGCCAAUCAGCAAGGCCGUUUUCAAGAUUUUGGGUCCGCUUGCUCUUGUUCUCGCACUGAUGCUGAUGAAUUUCCAGGAAUUCUUCGGCUUCUCCGCUGCGGUCCAAAGCAACGACUGCUUGGAACAGCCAGCGAGCGACACGUACAGGGACUACCUUGCCAAUGGAAUCGGCAUCGUGCUUGCAGCAUUUUUCGCGAUCCCAUCUAUUCGUGAGGGGAACAUCAAAUCGCCCGGGAUCAGCUUCAAGCGUGACGACUUCAUGGCGGUGGCGUUCCUGAUUGGACUUGCGCUCUCAAACGCACGCCAGUGCCGGGUGGCUCUGGUUGGCAUCCUACUUAGCUGUGUGGUGGUAGUUUGGGCGCUGAUCUCGUUCGUAUGGUUCAUGUUCGAGCUGCGAGGACUGCGGAAGCGCGCUGAGCGGGAGCCUCUUCGUGUGAACAAGGUCACGAAGGACAAGAAAAAAAAGGCCAAGCCCCGGGCCGUCGAGUUCGACAAGAAAUGGUGGACGCGGCGGAGAUGCGAGCCGAAGUGCUCGGAGUGUCUUCCGGCGACCUAGAGCUUAUCGUGGAGGCAGCUGUCGGCGAAAACGUGUGAAUGGCUUUCCCGGCAUCGGGGAAUGGAAACAUAUGCUCCCGUGAAGUGUCGUGUUUGUAUACUUUCGAGUUUCCGGGGGGUCGCAAGUUUACAGUGAGUGUUG